AGUGAGCGAUGCAAUUGGUCGAAUGGCCGGGCGCGGGCGGGGGCUAGCAUGCUGCCGCUGGUGCUGCUGGCGCUAGCGAGUGCGGCCGGCGCCAGCGUGAGCGAGCUAGCGCGCCGGGACACGGGCGAUGUGUUCACGCUCACUGGUGUUGAAUGCGGCCCCACGCAAUGCGCGGAGCACGGCGCGCGCGCCGCCGACGCCGCGUGCACUUGCGCGUGCCCACACCGAGCGCCGCUGUUCAGGGAGGACCGGGAACUGUGCGUCGACGACCUGCCAGAAUGUUCGCUGGCGAGUUUCGGGACGGGCGUGGGCGUGCAGCGGAUACCUUUCGUGUAUCUGCCGCUGAAAGGUCAAAUCAUUCAUCCGUCGAGGGAUAUUACCUUUCAAGGUGUCAAGACUCCUAUAUGCGCAGUGUCUGGUGCUCAGUUCCUAACUCCAAAAGGCUUCGUAGAUCUUCGCAACACGCUAGACGCAGACGUUCCUUUCAGUCUUUUUCGCGAUGAGGGACGGACUUUUCUACAGUGGAGCGGUGAGGACGACGUGCGAGCGAGUAUGUCGGGCCGAAUGAUGGUGGUGCGCCUGCUAUGUCGCGAUGUUGCCGCUGCGCCCGCCUCCCCUCUCGACUUAAGGGGAGUUUUCACACCGUGUGUCGCUUUCAGAGUGCAAGGGACCGCUCCUAAACCACUCUCAAAUGUAACAGAAGUCCAAUUUGCUCCAAACGCGCAGACAUCAGGAGCAACCGCCACAUCAGGACUAACUGUCACAGAAUAUGUUGCGAUCGGCAUCAGCUCUCUCCUUCUCGGUCUAAUCUAUGUUGCAUCAGUCUUCCUCUACCUACACAUACGAAAAAGAAAGAAAGGCUCUGAAGCAACCGAAGCGAGCUCGAGACGAUUGAAAAGUUUGAAGAAUAAAAAUGGUUCUAUCGUAACUGAACGCGACAUAGUUCGAAUCAACAAUGAAAGAGUCCAGUCAAUACCGAGUUCUUUGGAUACCGAUGAUGGUGUAGUCAAAAAUAAUCCAUUGAUAGGAAUGAGUCGCUCGUUUCAUCAGAUUAAGCACAGCUUUCCAAGUGAUUCUGGCAGUACCAUGUCUGAUUCGGAAGACUUUGCUGAGAAUAGCGUUAGAAGCGAGGAUCAUGCUUUCAACGAUCAGACUACAUCAGCUCUUAUACAUUCCCACUAUUCAGAAGUGAAGAUUAGAAAUAGUUGCUCUGACGUAACUCACCGAGAUGAGUCGGGAAUCGAACGCCUUCCAGACGAACAUGUAUCCAUCGUGGAAACAACUGACGACCGGGAAAUAGCACGGCCAGUCGGUACUACGAGAAGAAAGCUAUACUUCAAUCCGGCUUAUUUUGAACCACACCUCAUGGCGGAGCCACCACCCGCUGCUUUAGAAUUUCUGACUAAAAUUAGAGAAGUCAUCGCAGUCGCUAAACAUAAAAUGGCAGCAAAAAGAUUCCAGCCAGUUCUAAAUGAGAUACCAGAAGAAGAGACCUAUCCCUCUCAUGGAAACAGUUUAGACAUAUACCAAGGCUUAGGCAGUCAGAGAAGCGGAAGCGUUGUCAGCCUUAAGAGGGAAAAUAGUAGAAAGAGAUCUAUAAAUUGCGUAGGAUGUCCAGGUUGUAAAACGGAAAAUGGCAGCGAAGUACACAAUUUUAUAAAAUAUGACAUACCUGCGUGCUCAAGCUGCCUAAGUAGUAAAGGAGAAAAGCAAAACAGCAUUCGCAAGUGGCUAGAAAACAUUCCUACUGGGAAACAAUCGUUCUAUAAUGAUUUUCAACCAGCAAGCCAGAAUGGUCUAGUCAACUCUCUUUUAUCUCUUCCAAGUGCGGAAUCAAAUUGUAAAUUAAGAAAACAAAAUAGUUUUACGGCGUCUAAUCCUAUGAAUUUAACUGAAAACAUUACAAAGACUAGAAAAACAUCAACUAUGUCUGUGAGAUCUGAACCACCAUUGAGAACAUAUAGCUAUAAUCUACCUUUACCUGAAUUUGAUAAAAUUACCCAUAAUAACAACAGGAACUACUAUGGAGAGACUAUUUCCAGAAUAGAUGAUAUCAGACCAAUUGGAUUGUGUGAUUAUCGCACCGGGAGUCUAAGAAGUAACCCUAUCACUAACCAACACAGAAAUAAGUUUAUAACCAAUAAAAAUUCUCUCCCUGAUAUGGUGAAUGAAGCGAUAGCUCUUGAAAACUGUAGCAAAUCCUACAACCACAACAGUUCUGACGAAGAAGUCGGUCAGAAAAUUACGAACGCUGCUAGACAGAACUCUGAAAGCCCACCCAUUAAUGACUAUGAAACUGAUAGUUUAGAGAGAACAUCUACCAAAAAGGGGCUGGCAACUCCACCUGAAUACCCUGACGUGCCAUCGUCUCAAGCUAGUCCAAGCUUGAGCAAUGCUUUACCAUUAGAAGAAGAACUUACAAUGACUAAUGCAGUUUAUAAGACGCAUUCAAGGAGCAAUAGCAACACUCCAUCCCCACAAAGAGAUGUAUGCAUUGAACAAAAUCAUUAUGAAAUAAUAGAGUCCAAGAAAGUAAUAAACAACGUCAGUAAUAUAGAAGCUAACAACAACAGCCCAAACAACAGCUAUAGUUUAGUGAGCGAGGUAUAUGUUAACAAUAAUUACAAUUUCGGUAGUACUCCUACUUCACCAAGUGGAUCUGAUUGUUCAAUGGGAAGUAGAAAAUUACGUCGCGCAGGCAAUAACUCUGAGGAAAAACCUGGCUGUCUUACUAUUGAAGUUAAAGAUCCUCCUGAAAAUUACAUAAAGAUUCAUGAAUCAGAUGGAUUUGAACCCGACACGUUGGAUCGCAAACAUCCCAAAUAUAAACAGACAGACGAAAAUAGUCAGUUCAGUAGAAAGGACCUCAUUAAAAACAUUGAUAUCGACGGUAGUCCUGUCAAUCAACGUAUUCAACUACGCAGCAGCGGGACGUUCAAGAAAUCAGAAGCAAUGGUUAGUGCAUCAAAAUUCAACAGUUUAAGAAACGAUUAUGAAUACCGUAAAAAUAUUUAUGAACGCCCUAAACUAUCUCCAACCACAUUCAAUGAUUCUAAAAGUCUAGACGAUACGUCGGAAACCUGGGAAGAGGUCGCAGCGGACUGGGCUACAGAAGAAGGCCGUAUCCUUACUCUAGAAGUCAGGCACUCGAAGAGACAACGGCAAUGUACGCCGCCAACUAUAAAGCAAAUGAAAAGUCUAGCAAGACCAGACAUUCUGCCUCCACUUCCUCCAACAAAUGACCAUCCAAUAUAUGAACAACCGAGCUUUCCGCCCCGGAGAGUAGAAAGUGCAAGAUUACCACAAGAAAAUCUUUCAAAAAACUUGAAUGGCAGAAGCCUCAGUCCGAGAACAUUUACGAAGAAUACGACAAUUGACCUUAGCUUUAGAAAUAGUAACGUUCGUAAAUCUAGUAUAGGACAUCCUUGCGGUCCAACGAGAGCUUCUGCCCAAAUGCCAUUCUCGGACUACGAAAACAUUGACACUGUCGACGCGUGUGAAGGAGCAGCAAGACAGGCUGAAGAUUUAUGUAGGAUAUCUAAUAGAAGACGGACAGACAGAAGAUACAGCAGCAAUCCAAUAAACACCAACACAUUUGUGAAAGAACCUAAAGAAACUUCUGGUAAAACUUUUAGGAUUAAACGCAAAAAAGGACAACAUGUUGAAGACUCAGGAUAUCUCAGCAGUGACUCCGCUGGCUCGAGACAAAUUCAAAGGAAAUUAGUGAUAGCUAAAAUAGUCAGUUGUAGUGAAAGUGAUGACACUGAAAACGAGGCUAGGAGUGAAUCAGGUGCGGAGAGCGUAGAGACACAUUCAGUGUAUUUCGAUAGCUAUAGAAAGCAAGAAGUAAACGUUGUAGAAAGUGACAAUAAAAUGCUAACGUAUGACAAAAGUGCAAGAAGUAGUGGAAGACGUUUCAGAAACAAUUUACAGUGAUAACAAUAAGCAAUAAAAAAAUAUUUGUGCAAUAUGAUGUGCAAUAUCCAUUAUUAAGUAAUAAUUAAAUGUAUUCUUAAUUAAAAUUUACUAUUAUGUUUGUAAAAUACACAAGUACUGAUACACGAUACCUCUAAUAAGAGUUGUUAAUAGUUAUUAUUUAUUUACGUUGCAAAUAAACAAUAGUAUUUAGGUAAAUAUAAUGUACCUAGAUAAAUAAAUGGCCGGUUGUGCAAUGCAAUAAUAGAAUAAGCUAGUUAUUUUG
This is a messenger RNA of Cydia splendana, 4201 nucleotides long. RefSeq lists its product as uncharacterized. Gene Ontology annotation, cellular component: cell cortex. Gene Ontology annotation, biological process: imaginal disc-derived wing hair organization. The record is from RefSeq and is a predicted model, not a curated record. Lineage: Eukaryota; Metazoa; Arthropoda; Insecta; Lepidoptera; Tortricidae. Bases 49 to 3936 code for a protein of 1295 amino acids. The transcript has 8 exons.